Triticum turgidum subsp. durum (durum wheat) is the source of this 987-nucleotide messenger RNA. The record is from the annotation of a GenBank genome assembly. NCBI's taxonomy places the organism in Eukaryota, Viridiplantae, Streptophyta, Magnoliopsida, Poales, Poaceae.
AUGUACAACAUCGUGUUCACUCCCGUCCUGGACCCUCCCAACCGCAUCCCUCCUGAAAAGUUCCACACUCGGCGUCAGAUCCAUGGCUUCCAAAAGGCCGAACUGCUCGGAUGCCGCCACGGCCGCGUCCUCCUCCUGGAGACGGACUGGUUCAUUGUGUGGGACCCCAUCACCAGUGAGCAUCACCGUGUGGACAUUCCACCAGGGUUCGAUGAGUUAUGCUACUUCUAUGGGGCUGUGCUCUGCGCUACCGCCCAUCAGGUGCACGGUAGCUGCCACUCCAGCACCUUUAAUUUGGUCUUGAUGUCCCCAUGCCAAGGCCAUCAAGCCGGUACUCCACCCAUCGCUUGUGUAUACUCCUCGGAGACUGGGCAAUGGGACAAUCUCAUCUCAACAGCCGAUCGAUGUGAGUUUGUUAACUGUAAUCCUGGGAUCCUUGUUGGUAAUGUCCUUUACUGGUCGUCUAAGAGGGUGAGGGCCCAAUCAAAUUAUUUGAAUUUGGAUGAGCUGGCAGAUGACAUAAUUGAGUUUGAUUUGGAUAGGCAUAGUCUUGCUGUGAUCAAGGGCCCUCCAGGUCUGAAUUAUUCCACCACGCAUCAGAUAAUCAAGGCAGAGGAUGGUGCUCUUGGUCUUGCCAUAUUGUCUCAUGGUACAUUCGAAAUGUGGCAGAGAAAGGUUGGCUAUCACGGUGGUGCCACAUGGUUCCUGCACAAGACCUUUGAAAUGCAUACUGUUCUUGGGCUCCCUCCCCAGGUUGAAGGAUCGGUGAGAGGGGUCGAAAUACUUGGGUAUGAUGAGGAAAAUGGUGUAAUGUUUUUAUUUCUGGACGACAAUGUCUACAUGGUUGAAGUGAUGUCAAUGAAAUCCUUGGAAAUUUAUCAAAGCAGUUAUCAAAGUUAUGCCAAUGACAUUCAUCCUUUCGCAAGUUUCUAUGCACCAGCCAUUCCUGGUGGACGCGAUGGAGCUGGGAUACUGCAAGAUACGUAG